Aegilops tauschii subsp. strangulata is the source of this 1071-nucleotide messenger RNA. The record is from RefSeq and is a predicted model, not a curated record. Lineage: Eukaryota; Viridiplantae; Streptophyta; Magnoliopsida; Poales; Poaceae.
CUAGUAGCACCGCCGCCCACUCCGACUGUCCGCCUGAGCUCUGAUGGCAAAGCAGCCUGGUGAUAUGUCGUAGCCCGCAGGAACCAUCCAAUAUAGUUGGGCGACAGAUUUACGUGGAUGGAAGAGGUAAAUGGAAGAGUUUUGCGUCGGAGAUGAGAAAUUGCUGGCCAAGUGCAAGGAAAUAUGCUCAUGGUUUCCCAGCGACAAAGCUCUCAAGUUGCACUCGAUGUGCCUGCAUUUGGAAGUGACAUCAGAUGAACUGAAGCGGGUGGUUCCUAAUGACAAGGGGGGCAAUCUCAAUGGAGAUUCUCCUCUCUGCAAUGGCAGAGGCGAUGGAGUCGCCGGAUCCUCGACAACGAGCUCGUUGGUACAAGUACCACUCCCGCCUCUCAUCGCCGACGCCAGAGGCAGAAGGGCUGGUAAAUUCGCGUGUUAUUGAUGUUGUCGGCGAGGAAAGAAAAGAGGAGGAUAAAGAUUCUGACAACGAAGAGGAGGAAGAGGAUUCUAAGGAGAUGGAGGAAGAAGAGGAUUUUGGCGAGGAAGAGGAUUCUAACGAGGAGGAGGAAGAGGAUUCUGACAAGGAGGAUGAGCAGGAGGAGGAUAUAGCGGAGGACAUCUACCAGGGGUUUGGAGAUCAUCGCAUCGGAGGAGGUUGUAGAAGAGGUGGUCUAUCAGGGGGGUAUGGAGAUCAUCGUUCAUCCUUCGCCGGCAGACAUGAAUCUGAUGAUUCCACUGGACGAAGAGGAUGAGCAGAUGGAUGACUAGGAGCUAUUGGAGGCUGGUGCCGGGGAGGAUCUGCCGCUACUCAGCUUGGAGGCCAAGCCGGGAUACAAAACUACCCCAAUAGUGGUGGAGCAGUAUGAGCUCUCGACUCAGUUUGAGGAGAAUGCUCAAUGGUCCCACCACCGCUUAGCUCGCCAUCUUAAGUGUCUCCAACCCCUUUCUAGCUAGUUCUGAGGUUCCGACAUGUGGAUGCCUAGUGUUUGCUAAAAAUAGUAUGUUGUUCAGGUACUAAGAUUUGCAGAGCUUAAUCAUGUAGGUAACUUUUGUUUGAAUGUGCUUACUAAGUUA